Molecule: messenger RNA, 669 nt
Organism: Saccharomyces mikatae IFO 1815
Lineage: Eukaryota; Fungi; Ascomycota; Saccharomycetes; Saccharomycetales; Saccharomycetaceae
Gene: ORM1
Product: sphingolipid homeostasis protein ORM1
Exons: 1
Coding region: 1-669 (222 amino acids)
Biological process (GO): negative regulation of ceramide biosynthetic process; intracellular sphingolipid homeostasis; ceramide metabolic process
Cellular component (GO): endoplasmic reticulum membrane
Source: RefSeq, a predicted model, not a curated record
AUGACGGAACUAGAUUAUCGAGGUGUUGGUCAGGCGGCCUCCACCUCUUAUGGUCGAGAUCAACCGGACUUAAAGCCGUUCCCCUCUGCGGGCAGUACCUCUUCAUCAAUUAGAACGACAGAACCUGUGAAAGAUCAUAGGAGAAGACGCUCUUCCAGUAUAAUUUCACAUGUGGAACCAGAGACCUUUGAAGAUGAAAAUGACCAGCAACUUCUACCGAAUAUGAAUGCUACGUGGGUAGACCAACGUGGGGCUUGGAUUAUUCAUGUAGUCAUUAUCAUACUGCUGAAGCUAUUCUAUAAUUUGUUUCCUGGUGUUACCGCGGAAUGGUCGUGGACUUUGACCAAUAUGACUUAUGUUAUUGGAUCCUAUGUUAUGUUUCACCUAAUUAAAGGUACUCCCUUUGAUUUUAACGGCGGUGCUUAUGACAAUUUGACAAUGUGGGAGCAAAUUGAUGACGAGACUUUAUAUACUCCUUCGAGGAAAUUUUUGAUCAUUGUUCCGAUUGUGCUAUUCUUAGUCAGUACUCAUUAUGCUCAUUAUGGUUUGAAGUUAUUUUCAUGGAAUUGUUUUUUGACAACCUUUGGUGCUAUUGUUCCGAAGUUACCUGUCACUCAUAGAUUGAGAAUUUCCAUCCCUGGUAUCACAGGUCGUGCACAAAUCAGUUGA